AUGAGCCGUGGCACCACUAAUGACAAGCACGCCCACACUGCCCAUACCAUUGACCCUGACACUGCCCACACCAUAGACCCUGACACCGCCAUGCCUGGUGAAGACACUGGCAUUGGCUCUCCAUCCAUGUCCCAGCCACCACAUGUUCAAUCGGCGUCUGAUGUCAAUCUAUCCCUGACACAGCCUACACAGGCUGGAUUUGACAAUCCCCUGAGUGGUAGAACCUCUGGCGACACUCUGCCCCUGAGUGAGCCCACACAAGCUCAAUUUGGCAGACUCAUGAACCAUGGAAGAUCUGGUAGAGAUCUCCCACUUGUGGCUCAAGCCCAGUUGAAUGCAACUGUGAGUGGUGAGAGCACCACCAUUGGUGGUCCGCCCGUCAAUGAGCCCGAACAAGUUCAAGUUGAUGGCUUCGCGGCUUAUGAAACGUCCGACGACGACCAUCCAUUCACGGAUGAAGACGGACCGGAUAUCUUUGAGAUUUGGGACAGCUUAUGCACAGCUUACAUCGCGAAUCAGUCUAUGCGACUCUCGUCUGGCACUUUCGUGCAAAAUGGAGAGAAUGAUCCCAGUCACCCACCCCUGUCUUCCAUCUUGAAGGCUGCUUUUACCUUGCAUACUGCUUCUACCUCGAAUGCUGCUUCUACCUUGGAUGCUGCUUCGAUCUUGGAUGCUGCCUCUACCUUGAAUGCUGCCUCCUUGGAUGUUGCUUCCUUGAAUGUUGCUUCUAUCUUGAAUGCUGCUUCCUUGAAUGCUGCUUCUACCUUGAAUGCUGCUUCUUUGAAUGCUACUUCGACCUUGGAUGCUGCUUCGACCGUGAAUGCUGCUUCCUUGAAUGCUGCUUCUACCUUGAAUGCUGCGUCUUUGAAUGCUUUUCCAUGGAAGGAUAUGGACUUUGGUGUUACUUCUCCCAUGAACCAGCCUGCACAAGUUCAGUCUGAUGAAUUCCUGGCAGAUGGUGCAGAUCAUAGCACUAGUCACCAAUUCACGGCUCAGAUGCAACCCAAGAGCCGGCCUGAAACUCCCAUGAGCGAUGGAGGCUCCAGUGUGACUCUUGUCCUCGACGACCAUGCACAAGUUCGCUCUGGAACCCCCAUGAGCGAUGGAGGUUCUAGUGUGACUCUACACACUGGCGAGCCACGUUUUCGGUCUGACACUCCUAUGAGUGACAAUAUGGACGAUGACAUGAGCGAUGACAUCGACGAUGACAUCGACGAUGAUGGCUUUGAAGAUGACAUAGGCGAUGAGAUGUGGGAUGAAAGGAGCGAGGUCAUCAUCGAGGAUUUGUGGGAAGAACUGCGCGAUGGCAAGGUGGUAGAUUUGGCGGAUGAGGUGAAUGCUGCCACGAGUGAUGCCAUGGAAGAUGCCGUGAGCGAUUGCAUAUACGAUGCCGAUGACGCCCAGACUGAGAACAUGGGUGAUAAUGGAGGUGAUGUGAGUGAUGAGAUGCAUGAUGCAUCUGAUAGAAGUGGCUUGAGCGAUGGAAGCUCUUGGACCGCUCCACUCAUCCUCGUCGUCUCUCCAACGCAAGUUGAGGCGCACAUGCUGAGCGUUGGAAGCUCUGAUGUCAAUCAUCUGCUCGCGCCCGACUCAACUCAUAAUCAGUUGGGCGGAACCACGGACGGCGAGGGCACCAGUGUCAAGAAUCUGCCGUUGGUCCAUCCUGUGCCACUCCGAGUACAGCCAGACUUCGGCUCAGUCAUCAAUCAUGCUGAGACAUCUGGAAACGAAGGAGGCGUUCCGCGUCUGGUUGUAAGCCCCUCUCUCACUGCAGCCGAUUUUCUGAGGAAUCAUCUGGCGGUAAGCAUGCUUGGGUAUGCCUUUGGAACGGGGCUUACCAGUGUCCACAUGUGUUACCUUCCAGAGAUCCCAAGGCGCCUGGAACAGAGCGUCGCUCUGCGCAACUCGGUGUAUUAUUUCUGUUUAGCAUUGCGCCAGUUCUAUACUGACAGCCUGCAAGAUGUCGAUGAGAGUUACGGGUACUUCCGAGCUUCUCAUGGCAUUCAAGAGGAGUUGGAGAUGGUGCUUCGCUUUGCCAAAUAUGGACUGGCUGAUAGGCUCGUGACCCCCGAGCUCUUGGCUGCCUUGACUUUGACCGAGCGAACCUUGAAGCUUUUCAAACAGGGGGGGAAAGCUCGAGAGUACGCUCGCUCGUGCAAGGACUUGAUUGCCGAGCUUUGGUUGGUGAGGGGACCACCUGACCUCAACGACCCCCUGGAUACGGCCGUCUCCAAUGAGAUCCACGGGCUUCUGAUUCGUGAAGGUUGCGAGGUGGAUAUCACCCGCAUCGCCCACGCCCCGUGGAACGAGGCGCUUGCACUAUGUGCUGUAGGAAGGCCUACAACCGCGGUCUCCUAUGACACGGAUAACCGUCCCUUCAUGAUGAACGACCAUAUCAAGCUCCACGGGUAUACCUCGAAGCUCGAGCCGCUGUUCGUCGACAUGAUGAAGAUUUCGACGGACUUUCGCAACACAAGGUCUCUUGCUCGCAAGGUUCGGUCGCGGCUGCAGUCGAUCAGAGACGACACGAUCUUCGCCAGCGUGUGCGCAAGUGGCAGGGGUGGAGAGGAUAUUGGGCAUGACUUGCGGCCGAUGGUGUAUUACUACGGCAAGAGCUUCUAUCUCAAGGCCGUCAUGCUGGCGCACAUAUUCCAGAAAAUGGUGAUGCACGAAUUUGUGCCCUUGCAGCUGGUGUACGAGAUGAGCUAUGUGAUUGGCAUAUCGCCCGCCAACUUCCUCCAAUGUUUUGACAAAGCCGAGCACGAGACUCCCGAAUAUGAGGUUUGGACUCGUAUUCCACAAGAGGUAGUUCACUUUGCAGAGAAGGCUGUCAGGCAUAUUGAGCCAAAGUGCCCCCAGCCCAUGCUGAUGCAGGCUAUGAAUCCCGCAGUCGACGACGACCCUUUCCCAGCACCUUACGACACUGUCGUGUGGUCUCCUGUCGAUGACAGAAACUUCUUGAACAUUCCAUUUUGUGAUCUGGCUAAGCUCCGGCUUUUCUCGUCCCUGCACAGCAGUCGCACGCUGUAA
Clonostachys solani is the source of this 3030-nucleotide messenger RNA. NCBI's taxonomy places the organism in Eukaryota, Fungi, Ascomycota, Sordariomycetes, Hypocreales, Bionectriaceae. The record is from the annotation of a GenBank genome assembly.